Acipenser ruthenus (sterlet) is the source of this 4591-nucleotide messenger RNA. Its product is annotated as sialomucin core protein 24-like. The record is from RefSeq and is a predicted model, not a curated record. The coding region runs from base 190 to 738 and encodes 182 amino acids. The transcript is spliced from 6 exons. Gene Ontology annotation, cellular component: cytoplasmic vesicle. NCBI's taxonomy places the organism in Eukaryota, Metazoa, Chordata, Actinopteri, Acipenseriformes, Acipenseridae.
CUCAGCAAUCACAACUCACACCCUCCCUCUGCAAUGAGUCAGUAAAAAGUGCCACAUGACCUGGAUAGCAGGAAGUAACGUACCGCUACACAAAACCAGUCUUCAGCAAGAAUCAGACAGUCUGUUGCUUAAAUUUUGCAGGAUUAUAGUCCAGUUGUUUUUAUUUCAACUUCGUUAAUAUCACCUAAAAUGUAUCUGAAACUACUCUUUGUGGCAUUGGCUCUUACCGCGCUGGGAAGUGCAACAACAGCCGAGGAACUAGGUGGCUGUUACAAUCAGACAAACUGUGCAGACUGCACAGAAUUCAUGUUUGCGAAUGAGACUGCCUGUCAGUGGGUGAAGUGCAAAGUAAACUCCUCAAUCACAGGUUCCUGUAUGAAUACAACUGCAACCAUCGGCACAAAUUGCACAAUUGUUAACGCGACCUCUUGCACAGCCAAUUCAACCACGGUUACUCCACAGACUGUGACCAACUCUACUUCUGUAGUGACAUCAGCUCCUUUGAACAAGACCACCACUGUUCCGGCUCGGACUACAACCACCUCACACAAUACCACCAGUCCUACAACAGCCAAAACCAACUCAACAGUGAUCCCCACCACAGCCCCCCAUAAGAAGUCCACCUUUGACGCAGCCAGCUUUAUUGGGGGCAUCGUGCUGGUGCUGGGCCUGCAGGCCGUCAUCUUCUUCCUCUACAAGUUCUGCAAAUCCAAGGACAGAAACUACCACACCCUCUAAGAGCCCAGCUCAUCCAGCGGUGGCAGUCUCUGUAUGCACUGCUUCCAAAUGUCAGCCACACCCCCUCAGUCCUUCCAAACAGUGUUUCUGCAGAGUUCGAACAGCCUCUUUGGUAUGCCGUGAAUGAGUUGUUCUUGCGGUUGAUCACACAGUGUAAUUGCCGGAGUGCCACAGGUAACUAGUUCAUGCUGUGUUAUGCGUGACAUAAUGUGGCUGUUAGGAGAGUUCAAUCUUAGGUUCUUCUAUAGUGAGGUUUCUUUGUGGUAGACUGCCUAAUCUUUUAUUAUUUAAGGUUUUACAUCUUUUUUGGGAACACUAUUUAAAACCGACUGAUUUAAAAAAAUAAUAAUAAUAAUUAACAAAGGAACAUUGUUUAAUAGUUACCCCCCCUUCGAACUGUUAAUUGUCAAGAAGCAGCAACUUUCUUUUCGACAUUUACAAUUGUAAGACCACUAAAUGAAACUUUUCUGGCUUCAAUUUGUGAGGAUCUCAAAAAAGCAAUGCUGUAUCUUCCCUACCACUCUAAAACAAAUAAUCAUAAUACCAAAAUACUACAUUUGAUUUUGCUUUUAAAAAAAUUUACUCCUGAGCUGUAUUUGAAUAUGUUAACCAAAAAUGGCAGUUUAAUAAACUGGGUGAUUUAACUUCUCUUCCUGAUUUGAAAGGGGGGGGGGGAUGCAUAAAACAAACAAACAAAAAAAACAGAUGUACUGUAGGUGAUCAUUGAUUUAAUGUUAACUAAAUAACAUGUAAAACUAAAAAUAGAGAGACGUGCCAGUCAGACUAGUGAAUCCCUGUGUGUUGAAGUUGACAAUCUUACAAUGUGGUUAAUUACCAUUAUUUACCAACAAUUACAGUUUGUACAGUGGAGCUGCCAGCUGAUUUUUUUUUUUUUUUGUUCAGGCCCUUGGACUCUGCACAACAAAAGGGAAUACAUUUUCCCCAGAGUUUAGCCACACUUUAUCAAGGGUCUUUCCUCUGAAGUGCAAUUUUGCACCAAAAUACAAAAUAAGUUGUUAAUGUUACAAAAGCAGUAUCCAACAACUCAUGAGGUUAAUUUAAUAACUCAAAAUUGUGUGCCAAGUUGUUUGUUCCUAGUAUUGUUAGUUUUAUAUUCUCUUUACUAAAUAUAGUUUUAUAUUCUCUUUACUAAAUAAAGUGAUACAGACACCACUUUGACAAAAAAGAUCUUCAUAAACCUGAUGAAUCUUUUUUUCAUUCUGUUUUUUGUUUUAAAGACAAUCUAAGUUUAUGUCAGAGUCCAGUAAUUUAAUACCCAUAUGUCCAGGUCUUGUACAGAAAGCAUUAGUUCCCUCUGUCUGUUUUUCUUUCAAACCUGAAGUAAUACAAACUAGAUGAGUAGUUAAGUUUUAUUGGGUGGUGGGAGGGGGGGAGAAAUAAAAACUGCUGCAGGUUUGGCAUUUAAAAAGAGAAUGUAGGGGAUUUAUUUCCCCUUGAGCUUUACAUUGGCGUUUAAUAAUCUUUUAAUAUUAUAUUCUUUCCACUAAUGCAAUAAAACUACCUUUUAAUCUGAAGUAAGUUUCGCUGUUGUGUGGAAACAAACAUUGCUACGUUCAAAAGCAGGGUGUUUCUAAGGUUUACGUUUGACCCUCAAAUCUGUUUAAGACCUUGUUUAUCUGUUUCUGCACAUUAGUAAGUGAUUUUGUUUUUUUAAAACAGCUACAACUUGCUAGAUAAAAAAAAAAAAAACCGUGAAUUAGAUCAAGUGAAGGAUUUGCUGAACAGAGCUUAUCAAAAGUUCAUACUGUUUUGCACUCCUUGUAGUAUGGAAACAAUCGGCUCAGGUAUUUUGCAAAGAGCACAUAAAAGCUGUUGAAUUGCAUCAUGUGAGCUCAUGGUUACAACUGUGUCGGGUUUGGACACGUAUAUAUGAAAAUUUAGCAACAAUUAUUUUAUUUUAAAAAAAUUUGAUACUUCUAUGCUGAUCAAGUAUGAGCGAUUGCACUGGAUGGGUUGUGCAUUAUUUUAUUUGUUAUCACUUUGUAUUGUAGUAAAAAAAGCUGCCACCAAAAUUCCUGAGUGCUUUACAAGUAAUGCCAUUUUGAUUUAGUUGCCAACGUAUAACAAUGAUUUGUACAAAAUAUAAUAAAUAUGACUAAAUAAAUGACGGUAUCUUUCUGCCAAUCCUGAUUUAAAAGUGUGUAGUUUCAGAACAUUGAUUACAAGUGUUGUUUGCUAAUCAUUUUACUUGUGUUGGUCACCACUGACCUUCUGCGUUAAAACUUUAAGGUUUUUGAAUAACCCUUCACAUUUUCUUAUAGAUUAGGCAAAUUACAGAAGUGAAUACAUCUAAUUGACUGUAAUAAUGAUCAUGACCAAAGAAGUAUUUGUGGUCUUUUUAUAUGUAGCAUGUGAAUGAGGUAGUAUAUUUUUGCCUACAUUUAGCCUACGUUUGCAUGUCUUGAACCUAUAAUAUGAAUGUUUUUGUUUUUAUGUGGGGUUUGCUGUGAGUGCCUAGCACAUCCAUUCUACAGAAUGCCAGCAUCAAACUAGCAGAUUACAAACUCCCAGUCUUGGUGCCUUGAUUCAAUAAGCCACUGCCUGUACAUAACUGGCCUGGUUACAGCAUUAUUACAGAUGUUUGCCAUAGAUGGAGGUCUUGCUCUUAACUUUGACGACCUGAUAACAAUAAAUUACUUUAAAGGUGGUGCUGUUUUUUCAUUUGCAGUAUUUAAUUCCAGUACCUGAUUAGAUUUACUUACAUAGCAAACGGGGGGUCAUAGUACUGCUGUUGUCUGAAAACAUUAUAACCUCCCUUGCAUUUACUUAUUUUACUGCAAUACAAAAAAGAGAUGUUACACUGUUAGAUACAGUAUGAUUUGAAUAACCUUGCUACAUAAAGGGCCCUGUUUUAAUUAUCUAUAGAGUGGCUGCAUUUGGCUGAAGUUUAGAUAAAUUGAAAAGAUUCUGAGUGUCUGAACAUCUUGGGGGUCCAAACAAGGAUGCAAACACUUGGUUUUCAAUACGUAUCCCAGUGUGAUGAGAAAUCUUCAAGCAUCUUUUGGCUAUUGCAGGUUUUGAGGUAAAUGGAAACAAGGCAUACAUGUGCAUAGAAUCCAGAGGCUGGAUAUACUUGCUCUUAAGACUUGUUGCAUGAAACUGGUUAUUCUUGGGUGCAACAAAGCAUAUAAGUGCCUUAAAAAAUACUUUUAAAAAGCCAUUUAUUUGAAGCGUGGAAAUAAAAUAAGACAAAAGAAAAGGUUAUUUACAGGAGAAUUACACAAGUGAUUAUUUUUUUUCUUCUGAAGUGCAGUCAUUAUGUACCACUUGCCUUUACCACAGUGUGGCUUGCUCUUCUCAAAUUGAGCUGAAAGUACCCACCAUAUCACAAACACAGUGAUGCACCUGGUCAAUCAGUCAAAUUAGAAUACACUUACUGUAACUGGGGUGGUUCGUCCUAAUUUCCCUUUUAAAAAAAUAAAUGUAAUAAAAAAAUUAAUAUAUUGUGUGUGUGUGUGUAUAUAUAUAUAUAUAUAUAUAUAUAUAUAUAUAUAUAAAUAUAUAAUUGCACACUUUUUUGUAAUGACUUAAGUUUUACUUUUUGAUGCUUUACUGGCAAGAGUAAAGUGGUCUACCCUUAAGCCAGUAACUGGGUCCACAUUUGAUUCGGUGCCUACACUGCAUCUCACACUUCUGAAUCACUUCCUGAUACGGUUUUGUAGCUGCAUAACCUACCUAAUGAUAACGAGUUUGAUACUAUUUUUGCUGUAUUUAGUUGUUUUUUGUGGGUUUUUUUCUAAGUGUCUUGUUUUUCCACUAUCCAAUGUCACUUUGAAAUUGAGGGUGUUUAAAAUAACAAUAAUAAUAAAUUGUUUUUGGACAUUACAACAAA